Molecule: messenger RNA, 840 nt
Organism: Argiope bruennichi
Lineage: Eukaryota; Metazoa; Arthropoda; Arachnida; Araneae; Araneidae
Product: peroxiredoxin 1-like
Exons: 6
Coding region: 165-749 (194 amino acids)
Biological process (GO): hydrogen peroxide catabolic process; response to oxidative stress; cellular response to stress
Cellular component (GO): cytosol
Molecular function (GO): thioredoxin peroxidase activity
Source: RefSeq, a predicted model, not a curated record
GCUUUCACCUUAGAAUGAUUGCAUUGGUUUAAACGCGCCUUGCGCAAUAUUUUGACAUCCGGUUUUCUUCCGAGAAAAACAGCGAAUGAUUACGAAGCGUUAUUAAUUCCUUCUCUGCUUCGCAACUGAACAGCAGCAACAGAAAAGAAGUCCCAUAAAAAAAAAUGGCUCCUGAAUUAACAAAGCCAGCUCCAUAUUUUGAAGGCACAGCUGUUGUUAACGGUGCCUUCAAAACCAUCAAACUGACUGAUUAUGCAGGGAAAUAUGUUGUGCUUUUUUUUUAUCCAUUAGACUUUACUUUUGUAUGCCCAACGGAAAUAAUCGCAUUCAGUGACAGAGUCGAAGAAUUCAAGAGGAUAAAUUGUGAAGUCAUUGCCUGUUCAACUGACAGUCAUUUCAGUCAUUUAGCAUGGAUCAAUACUUCAAGAAAAGACGGUGGCAUUGGUAAAAUGAAUAUACCAGUACUGGCAGAUAAAAGUGGAAAAAUCUCUAGAGACUACGGAGUUUAUGAGGAAAAACAAGGAAUUGCUUUCAGAGGUCUUUUUAUAAUUGAUGAGAAAGGUCGACUGAGACAAAUAACAAUCAAUGACUUGCCUGUUGGACGUUCUGUUGAUGAAACUUUGCGUCUUGUUCAAGCUCUACAAUUUACAGAUAAAAAUGGGGAAGUUUGCCCCGCUGGUUGGAAGCCUGGUGACAAAACAAUGAAACCUGAUGUACAAGGCAGCAAAGAAUAUUUUAAAAAUACUUAAUACUUUUUCUGAAUCGCAAAUUAAAUGUAUUUUCUGAUACAUUAGAAAGAAUAUACCUUUUAUUCCUGAAUAAAUUUAUAAUUACAUCUGA